UCGACUUGUCAUCUCUCCGCCCACAAGAUGCGUCCACAGCAUCUCCUCCCGCUCCUCCUCCUCCUCCUCGCGCCUGCCAUACAUGCAGCGGUGCUCGCCAUCGACUACGGCGCAGAGUUUACAAAACUCUCCCUCAUCAAGCCCGGCGUGCCCUUCGAUGUCGUUUUAGACAAGGACAGUAAACGAAAAAUCGCGAGCGUAGUAGGAUGGAAACGAGACGAACGAGUAUUCGGCGCCGAAGCAAAAUUGGCUGCCACGAGGUUCCCCGACACCCACUACCCUUUUAUAAAACCUCUUCUUGGCACCACUACUCCCAACACCUUUCCAGUAUACCCCGUCAACCCUCAUGUUACCAAUGACACAUUAUACUUCCCUCACCCCUCGCCUCCCUCCUACAUCUCUCCCGAGCUUGUUUCUCCUGAAGACGCUUGGACGCCUACUGCCCUCUUGGCACAGCAGCUCUCAUAUUUCCGCCACCUCGCAGAGUUGGUUCAGCCUGCUGGAUCAAACAAAGAGAGCAUAAACUCUGUUGUUGUCACCGUUCCUGCGUGGUGGGAUCAGGCUCAGCGCCGUGCGUAUCGAGAUGCGUUGGAACUUCAGGGUAUGAAUUGCUUGGCGAUGAUCUCAGAGGGUACCGGUGUUGCACUCAAUUAUGCCAUGACAAGAUCUUUCCCCAACUACGACCCCGUAACUGGACAAGGGGAAAAAGAGUAUCACAUUGUUUAUGACUCUGGAGCUAUGACCACCACCGCUACUGUCUUGGCAUUCUACCAAACUAGCGAAUACGCGACACCGAAGUCAAAGACAGCGAUCAACACAACUCACAUUGAAGUGCUUGGAACUGGAUGGGAGCACGUUGGUGGAGUGAUGCUGGACACUGUUAUCCAGGAUAUUCUCCUCACUGGCUUUGUCAGUAAGACUGGGCGGGAGGAGGUCAGACAGGACAAGAAAGCCUUGGCCAAGGUCGCAAAAGAAGCUACCAGAGUCAAGCAGAUUUUGAGUGCCAACCAGGAAGCCAAUGUAGCUAUCGAGUCUCUCUUCGAUGACGUCGACUUCCGCUCAACUAUCUCUCGUGCCGACCUCGAAAAAAUUGUGGGAGCUGUCGACCAGUUGUACGGCAGCCCUGUCAUUUCUGCUCUCGAGGCGGCGGGUUUACAACUUGGAGAUAUCAACUCUGUCAUACUCUUUGGUGGUAAUACCCGAGUUCCUCUUGUACAGGCCUCCCUCAAAUCUGUUCUUGGCGGUGCUGAGGACAAGAUUGCGCAGAAUGUUAACACCGACGAAGCCGCCGUGCUUGGUGCCGCAUACUAUGGAGCUGCGUUGAGCAAGCAGUUCAGGAUCAAAAACAUCGAUAUCAAGGAAAGGAGUGUCAGCGAGAUUGCCCUCAAAAAUGGCAACGCAAUCUUCCCCGAGGGCAGCGUUCUAGGCGAGCGAAAGGCGAUCACGCUUCCUGCCAAGGGAGAUGUGACUCUUGAGUUCACUGAGCGCAUUUCUCAUCCCGACAGUGCCCACGCAUCCUCUAGCGAGCCCCAGUCUAUUCUCUCCGUUGAAGUUCACGACGUCGAAAAAGCCCUUGCAGAUUUCACUGCCCCUGAGCCUGUCAUCAACAUCACUAUGCGUCUCGAUCCCAAGGGUCAUGUAUCGGCUGCCAACGCUGUCCUUGUCUCUAAUGUUACCGAUUCAAAAGACGGUGGUGUCGCUGGCGCUAUCAAGGGCCUUUUUGGUAGCAAGGAGGAAGAAGCGAAGGAAACUGAAGAAGACGAGGGGCAGAAGGACGCUAAAGGCAAAUCUCUCAAAGUAGCCCUCAAGUUUCGCGAGAAGCACCUCGGCCUGAAGCCUUUGUCUGGCGAAGAGAAGCGUACCACCAACGCCCGUCUUAUUUCCAUCUCUGCCUUUGAGGCCGCCAAGGCGUCCCGCGAAGAGGCUCGCAACUCACUCGAGUCGUACCUCUACGCCCUUCAAAACUCCCUCAAUAUCGACGAUGGACCUACCGCCCUUACCGACUUUUCUACUCCUGCCGAGCAACAGGCUUUGAAAAAGCUUCUGGGCGAGACAUUUGAGUGGUUAGGCGAGAAUGAUGAAGUCGCAGAGGAGUCCAACUUGAGGAGAAAGUUGGCUGAACUUGAGGGGUUGGAGAGGCCCGUCGUUUUCAGGUACAACGAGUACCGCGCGAGGGAUAAGGCCGUCGCCGACUUCCAGCAGGCCAUGCAUCUUGCUCGUGCCUUCUUCAUUGACGCUCAAACUAACUACACGAAGGCUAUGGAAGCUGCUGCCACCGCUACUCCCGAGGACCCAGUGGCGCCUCCCAAGCAUACAGAAGAAGAGUUGAAGGGUGUCGAAGCGCUCUUAAAAGAGUACACUCAGUUCAUCGAUGAAAAGAUGAAGGUGCAAGUAACUCUGGACGGAGACAAGACUAAGGACCCGGUCAUCACAGUCAGAGAACUGCAGGAGAAGGGAAGGCGACUCCAAGCUACUGUCUUGACUCUCCAGAAGAAAAAGGCCCCUCGUAAGCCUCGACCGACCACCUCUUCAUCCUCUGCAACGAGCUCUACUACUCUCGCCUCCCCCACCGACGACGGUCCUUCCCCUGACGUUACCGAGUCCCCAUCUGACGUCUCUUCAACAACCCUGGCUUCACCGACUGAUCACGGGCCAUCAUCAGAGACGUCGGCCGCACCUACUGAAGGUUCUGAUGCACUUAGACAUGAGGAGCUGUAGUGUAGCAUAGAAAAAAUCAUGAAUCAAUGAAAAUACUACUAAAGUUCAG
This is a messenger RNA of Cryptococcus deneoformans JEC21, 2767 nucleotides long. RefSeq lists its product as hypothetical. Bases 28 to 2718 code for a protein of 896 amino acids. Gene Ontology annotation, cellular component: endoplasmic reticulum chaperone complex. The record is from RefSeq and is a predicted model, not a curated record. Gene Ontology annotation, biological process: endoplasmic reticulum unfolded protein response; negative regulation of hypoxia-induced intrinsic apoptotic signaling pathway; cellular response to hypoxia. Lineage: Eukaryota; Fungi; Basidiomycota; Tremellomycetes; Tremellales; Cryptococcaceae. Gene Ontology annotation, molecular function: ATP-dependent protein folding chaperone; ATP binding. The transcript is spliced from 4 exons.